GCGCGCGCGCGUGUGUGUGUGUGAGCGAGCGCUCUCACACGGUUGUGUCCUCUCUGACCGUGUGUCCUCACGUUUCCUCACCUCCAUGCAGGUGAGUUAUGGAUGAAAGCACAUUUGAAACAUUUGAGGACGAGCUCGGUCAACCGCUGAAAGACGUUUCUCCUCCAAAGCCCCUCAGAACAGCUCGAACGGGGGGCCGAGCAGAGAUGUACACACAGAGGAGAACACGAGAGGAGGCUCCAGCGCUCCAGCAGGUACCGAAGAUGACCCCACGAGAACACCCGGUGUCCAGUGCAACGUCAUUGCGUAAAGCACUGUCCAUUCAGAAUCUGGCUCAGAUUGAGACGCCGUGGGAGGGUGUGACACUCAACAGAUGUCUGAUCAUCGCCAUAACCAUCCUGGUGCUCACCUGCGGUCUACAGAGAAUUAACGAGGCUCUCAGGGGCCGUAAAGAUGUCGCUGAAGAGUUCACGGCUGUGAGUGAGAGACACACUUUCAUCAGGAAAGCAAAACUACCAACACAUGAGCCCGAGAUGUCUUUAUGGGACACGUUCUUCUGGUGGGUCGAUGACGAUGAUGACGACGAAGGCACUAGCAAACGUAAAUCCAAGAGGGCAUCUCAAGAGAGAGCGUCCAGGGGCUUCAGACACCGGACCGUUCCAAACCUGAGACUCCUGAAGAAGAGAGAGACUAAAUUCAGCGAGAGGAGAGGAAGGCGCGACGUGGGUGAGAUGAAAGAGAGAAUGAAGAGGACGAGAGAGAAAGUCAGGAAGAAAAUAACAGAGGAAGAGCAAGAAGUGGAGAAGACGGAGAAAACAAAGAAACCAGUGAAGGACAGCAAACAAAAACACAAGAAAGGACCGUGAGAAGAAUCAUGGCAAAUAAGAAAUGAGAUCUGGCCUGUUGACAUCGUUCUUGAAGUUGAAAUGCUUUCUGAUGAGUUUUGCCCAUAAAAUCUCCUGCCAGAGACUUAUUUUUGAGAUUCUUUCACGUAGGCCUAUAGACCGUUUCAUUGGACGCGCGCGCGCCUGACCCCCAGUUAACUUCCGGUUUGUGUUUGGCUAGUCUAAUAAUAUAGCAAUUUAUAUUAGAUUUAAUUGAUGUUCAUAUUAAUUUGUAGUAUUAUAAUUUUAUUAAAUACAUGAUUUGUUGGAUUUUGUUGUAUGAUCAUUUAGUUAAAAAAACUAUUUGUUGAUUGGUUCCAGUAGUUCGGUCGCACUUAAAGAAAGCGUAUGGUACUAGCGGUUGAGCUUGGUAUCGCAGUCUAAAGUCAAAAUAUUCGAGAGACAAGUUUAGACGAGUGACGCUUCUUCUGGGUUUCUUUUGAUUGUUAUCAGAAAUAAUCUACAGGCGCUCUAUUGUUUGUGAAUGUACCGGAGGUUCAGUUGGGGGUCACAAAAGUGCGCAUGCGCAUUAAGGUUUAUGUUGUUAAGAUGAAACCGUCUAUACAAACAACUGAAUAUCACUUUAUAAUCGGGCUUCAUUUCAUUUCUUGACCUUCUUAUAUUAUAUGAUAAUGGUCCUUUAAUUUUUUGCUCUUGUAACUUUCAGAGACUUCUCAGAAAUGAAACUCAUCCAUCUUCAGCACUUUUAAAAUGAAAACUGAAUGCAAAAGAUUGUUAAUUAGUCUAGUGUAUAUUAAUCUUUAGAUGAAGAGUCUGGUUCCAAAAAUCAUGGUUUUUAUAUUGUAUUCCAAUUAAUAUCAAUCAAACUGCCGUUUUGUUUUGAGUUAAGCCAUAUUAACUCCGAAAAUACAGCUAACUAACACAAUAAAACAUGAAUACGUCAUAAAAACAUGUUUUUUGAAAAAUGUUAAAAACGGAGUUCUCUUUUUGGACCCAAACUCUUCAGAUCGCUGUAGUUACAGUCAGGUGGCAUUUAUAAGUUAAAGGAGUGAGAAAGUUAUUUUAAUCUCUUUUGAAAAUAUUUGAACAUGAAAAUUAAAGUUGUACUGUGGAAAAUAAAUAAACCUUUGUUUUAACUCAUUGAAGUUAAUAACAACUUUAGCGGUUUGUUCUGCCAAUAAAUCCAUUAUAAUAUUUAUUAGUAAACCAAGCGUUUGCAAUGACCAAGCACCAUUUCAAAUCCCUUUAAAUAACAAAACUAACAAAAUUGUAAAAACAAUUCUUGUUUGCUUUCAA
Messenger RNA from Triplophysa rosa, 2141 nucleotides. RefSeq lists its product as uncharacterized. The record is from RefSeq and is a predicted model, not a curated record. The coding region runs from base 99 to 866 and encodes 255 amino acids. The transcript is spliced from 7 exons. Lineage: Eukaryota; Metazoa; Chordata; Actinopteri; Cypriniformes; Nemacheilidae.